Molecule: messenger RNA, 2151 nt
Organism: Anthonomus grandis grandis
Lineage: Eukaryota; Metazoa; Arthropoda; Insecta; Coleoptera; Curculionidae
Exons: 8
Coding region: 158-1765 (535 amino acids)
Source: RefSeq, a predicted model, not a curated record
UCCUAACCUUACUUUAAAACGUCAAAAUAUACCAAAUCAAAACAAAAAGAAAAACUUCCCCUGCUUUCUCAGUACUAAGAUCAAUACAAUACGGCCAGUGUUGUCACAAAGGAAAAUUGUUGCAUACGGGGGCCCCAAAACAUCAAACCACUUCAAGAUGAAGAUGGCUCAUUCGAUGCAGGGAAUUUACGCACCCCUGCCUCAGUCUCUAAGUGAUUCAGAAUCUGAGAAGGAAAUUAGUAUGGAGCCAAUUUGCACCAGUUAUAACUCUAAAGCUAAUUUUGAGGAGUCUUAUAGACAGAACGGUCAUAGUAUUCAAUUGGAUGGUGAUGUGGUGAAAAUCAAAAGAGGAGCCAGUAAAAUGUCUCUGGCCAGAAAAGUUGCAUUUGUAUGCUCAAUAAUCUUAUGUUUGUCGCCGAUAUUUAUUUUCUUGUGGGUAUUGCCGUGCAAUGAGUUGCACACCUGCCCAGUAAAAAUAACAAAUUGGGAAUAUGAACAAGAAGAUAUUGAACUUAAGGGACCAAUAAAUGUUGUUAGUGGAGUAUAUAAAACUAACUACAAUUUAGCUAUGCUUUAUAAGGGUAGUUUUAAUAGUCCAAAGACAUUGAAAAAUGGAAUCAUAUCAUUUAUGGGACUUACAGGUAAUGUAGCUUGGUACUUUGAACAAGAGGUCGAACCUCUACAGAUGGACUGUAAUAUAAUUGAUACCAACAAAGAUGGUAGCUUGGAAUGUUUGGUAGUCGACUCUAAAGGUCUAAAGGCUAUCGAGACUGCAUCAGGACAAGCUUUAUGGCACGCUCAUUCCGCUGAAGAAAAUCAAUUAGUGAAAGAUUUAGAUCUGCCCAUUGCAAUUCCCGAUCUUAAUGCUGAUGGCGUUAAUGAACUGUUAAGCAUAUAUCAAAAAUAUGAAUUCUUAGUUAUUUCGGGUAGAACUGGAAAAGCUCUUUCGAAGAUUCCCUUGGCACACUGUGAAAAUAUUAAGGAAAUAUAUAAAAGUAAGGCAACUACCGCAGAUUCGGUAACUUAUAGAUGCAUCAACAGUUCGGGAAAUUCAUUGAUAUUCAGAGUGAGUAUUUCAGAAAUAGAGAAAACUGUUACAAAUCCUCAGUACCACAUGACAGCUGAGCAAGUUCCCGAGGAAAUCGAGGAAAACGUGUACUAUGUUGGAAAUAGAAAAUUGGUUGUUGAGAAUGGGAAAAACUGUCCCAAAUGUCAUUGUAAUUUGACCCUAUUUUAUGAAAAAGAUCAGACUUCUCAUAAAUGGUCCUACAACAAUGCCUACAUUAUGAAUCCAAAGAGUUUUUCAUUCGAACCAACCGCUGCCAAAAAAGCUAAACUAAGGGGUCAUUUAAAUGGAUUCAUAAUAAAAAUAUGGCAAUGGUCUGAGCAUUAUAGAAAACUGCGACCCACCCAACGGAUCAAUAAAAGAGGACUAAUAUACAGCAGCGCCAACGAGACAUUUUUUUCUACUGAGGUUACUGCUAGAGUUGUGUUAAUUACGUUUAAUGAUACAGAUGUCAACGUCAUAAAUGCUUCUCUGACUGACAUAAACCAGAUCUGUAAAAAACACGAUUCCAACUGUCAACCGAGCGUUGAAAACCAGAGUGAUAGCUUACUGGUUCAGGAUCUGGAAAACGAUAAUAGCAGAGAGCUGGUGAACUUUUACAGUUCAUACAUAAGGAGGGGCGAGGACUGGCAUCUUGUCAGUUACGUCAAAGUUUUGAGGUUGGAGGAGGAGUUGCCGAAAUUGUACGGGAACAAAUAAGGUGCAUUUUCACGUACCUUCUGUGUGUUUUUUUUUCGGUUUGUUAAAUGAUGUUUGCUGAAAACAAACAUCAUAUUUUUUUGUUUGCUGAAUGGCGUUUAUCGAAAACAAAUGUUAUCGGUUUUAAAGUGAAGACAGAUUUUAGGUUUUUGAUAUAAGUCAUAAAGUGAUCCGGGUAUUUGUGUGUACCCUCCCACCAGAAUAAGUAAACUUUAUAAAAUUUUCUCUAAAUGCACUGAAUGUUGUAUCAAUCUACUAGUAAUAUAAACCGUGACUUUCCAGACUGUUAGGUAUUUUGAUAGUUCUAUUCUUAUAUUACGUAAGUGACCUAUUCCUGUUAAGUACUAAUUUGAAUUUGAUGUCGAAUAUAAUAGCUCUAUGAGAAA